Molecule: messenger RNA, 4390 nt
Organism: Drosophila persimilis
Lineage: Eukaryota; Metazoa; Arthropoda; Insecta; Diptera; Drosophilidae
Gene: dac
Exons: 11
Coding region: 578-3679 (1033 amino acids)
Source: RefSeq, a predicted model, not a curated record
UCCCAUUCGAAUGCAAUUCGUUUUUCGUUGAUUUCUCGCAGUCGUCGGCAUUUCGUUUGGGGAAGCGAAGCCCCAGCGCAAUCAGUGGCAACGUCUCACAAUCUCAGUGACACGCCGUCGGUACGGUACACGGAGUCGGGAGUCGUCAACGGACACGUACACGGACACGGACACACGGGGUCCCCAACAACAAUCGAAUCGAAUCGAAUCGCAUUCAUUCAUUCACCAAAUCUAUAUUCAAAUAUUCGACCAAAAUAUUCAAAUGUCUAUCCAACGAAAUGGCUGAAACCAAAAUUUUAAUUCUAAAUCUCACCCAAACCAAGUGCGCGUUGUGAGUGUUUUGUGUUGGAGUGUUUUAUGUAAUAUUCAAAUUGUUCAGACACAAUUAAGGAUCAACUUAAGCAACAACCAUCCAGCAACGUUUAACCACUAUUCAACAACGUUCAACAACAAUCAAAUCAGAAACUUCAACAACAACGGCAACAUCCACAACAACUUAAGCUGCAUCGUCCCCAACAAUCUUACCUGCAACAUUCACAAUUGCAGCAGCAACAUCAUACCAAUCCUCACCAGCAAUAUGAACACCACAGCCAUGUUGAUGCACCAUCAACAGCAGCAGCAGGCCGCCGCCGCGGCAGCAGCAGCAGCAGCCGCCGCCCAACAGCAGCAGCAACAACAGCAACAGCAGCAACAACAGCAGCAGCAACAGCAACAGAACGGCCGCGACGGCAGCAACAGCUCUCGAGGAGCCAACGAUGAUCGACCCAAUGGUCGAAGCUCUCAUACGGGACGUGGCUCCAGCUGCUCGCCGGCCAGCUCGCCGAGUCGCCAUCCCAGCGCCGUGAGUCCCGUCAGCUCCCUGAAUCACUCGAUGAUGGCCCAAAUGCAACAGCAACAGCAGCAGCAGCAGCAACAACAGCAACAGCAGCAACACCAUCAGCUGAGUCCCCCGCCGCAUGUGGGAGCUGGUGGCAUGCCCACGGGCAAUGGCUUGCCCGCUGGACUGCCGCCGAGAAUGCCGCACGGCCUGCCACCGCACUCGCUCGGUCUGCUCAACUCGCUGCAGAUGAUGCACCAUGCCUCGCCGCUGGAGCUGAUGGCUGCCGCCCAUCACCAUGUGCCGCCGCGAUCGUACAACUCGCCGCCGCCCAUCUCCACCUCCGAUCCGAGCGCCAACGAGUGCAAGCUGGUGGAGUACCGCGGCCAGAAGGUGGCCGCCUUCAUCAUCAGCAACGAGACAAUGCUCUGCCUGCCGCAGGCCUUCGAGCUCUUCCUCAAGCACCUGGUGGGUGGCCUGCACACGGUCUACACGAAGCUGAAGCGCCUGGAUAUUGUGCCCUUGGUGUGCAAUGUGGAGCAGGUGCGAAUACUCCGCGGUCUGGGGGCCAUCCAGCCGGGCGUCAAUCGCUGCAAGUUGCUCAGCUGCAAGGACUUUGAUGUGCUCUACAGGGACUGCACCACAGCCAGAUGCCUAUCGAUCAAGCCACCAGAGAGUUCCAGACCGGGUAGACCGCCCAAACGAGGACCCGUGGGUCUCUCCCUGCCGCCCAGCCAUCUAUCCCAGCAUCCGCAGCUGAAGAAGCACCGCCUGGACAACGGCGACUAUGCUUACGAGAAUGGCCAUAUUAGUGAUAUGAAUCGAUUGGAGAAGUCGCCACUGCUGGCUAAUGGCUACAAUCCGCCGCCCAUCAAUCACAUGGCCUUUAUGCAAAUGAAUGCCCAUCAUCCUGGGGCGGCGGCUCUGAUGUCUCCUGGCAUGCCUCCGCAUGGCCUGCAUGCUCGUCCCGAGAGCCAAAUGCUGAAGGCCGCCGCCCAGAAUGCCGGCAUGUCGGCUGCCAAUAUGGAUGCGCUUGCCCGCUCUGGGAUCUGGGAGAAUUGCCGAGCUGCCUACGAGGAUAUUGUCAAGCAUUUGGAGCGUUUGCGGGAGGAGCGAACGGACGAGCGGCAGCAGGUGAUGGGCGUCAGUGGCGCCGUUGUGGAUCGCGUGGGUCAUGUCAUAGUGGGCGAUGUGAAGCCCAGGGAUCUCAGUUCAAGGAAUUGCUCCCCCACGCGCCAGAGUCCGGUGUUAAAUCUAAGCAAAUCCGGCGGCAACACCGAUCAUGGUGGCAGCAACUGUGAUGCCGGCAGCGAGCGUAGCGACUGCCACUCGGUGGCAGGAUCCGCAAGGGGAUCGCGCAGCGUGGACGAGGGCAGUCGCAGUGGCGGCGUUGGCGGUGGCAUCAUCGGCGUGGAGGACGACGAGGAGGAGGAGGAGAACCUGAGCGACGAGAAUCAAUCCGAAGCCGAUGAACGCUGCCUGGCCAAAGACGAUGAGGAUUUGAGUGACACGGAACGUGAUAAUCUGUCCACGGGUUCGGCGGCCGCCGCCGCAGCAGCAGCCGCGGCAGCAGCGCACCUGCACCAGCAUGCAGCAGCCGCCUCGCACCACCAUCAGGCAGCAGCGGCGGCAGCCGUGCACCACCUCGGUGUGGUGCCGCAACGCGGCUCCCCUUCUGCGGAGGCAGCCGCUGCCGCCGCCCUGCAACAUCAGCGCGCCCUCAACUACUCGCAGCUGGCGGCAGCCGCUGCGGUGGCCAAUGGGGCAGGUGCUGCUGUGGUCAAUGGUCCGCCUGGCGCCGUGGGCGGUGGCGCCCUCACCCCCAACGAGGCGCUGAUGGCGGCUAACGAUGCCACCGCUGCAGCAGCCCUGGCCGGCGGCCUGGCCCUGGGUCCCCUCGGCAUCGAUGCCCACGCCGCUGUGCCCGCUAGCUCCACGGAGACGCUGCUGCGGAAUAUCCAGAGCCUGCUCAAGGUGGCAGCCGAUAAUGCCCGCCAGCAAGAGCGUCAAAUCAGCUACGAAAAAGCUGAGCUCAAGAUGGAUGUUCUGCGAGAGCGUGAGGUGAAAGAUUCGCUGGAGAGACAACUGGUUGAUGAAAGGAAAUUGAGAGUGCUGUACCAAAAGCGCUUCCGACGAGAGCGCAAGAUCCGCAUUCGCUACCAGCAGCAGCUCGGUGGCGGCCCCAAGAUUAGCAGCUCGAGUGCCAAUGGGAAUGGCGGUGGCGCCUGCAGCGACGCGGAGGUGUGCGGCGGCAGCAGCGUCAGCGACGUGAAGUGCCACAACAGCAGCAGCAAUAGCCGCGACGGCGUCGAGGCGCUCAAAGACAACGACGGCGGCAGUCGCGGCGGCAGCGAAAAGUCUGACAAGUCCCUCAGCUCCUCCUCCUGUGAUGUGACCGGCCAUGUCACGGCCUCCACUGCAGUCGCAGCCUGCUCCGAGUCCCCCACCCACUUCAAGCGCGAGCCGCACUCCGACCACGAGGGAUCCAUGGAGCGCCAGCCCCGCGCCAGCUCCGGCCCCGAGGACGAGCCGCGCUGCGGCAGUCGCGAGCGGGACGAACGGCCUCCCAGCGCUGCUGCCGUGGCCGCCGCAGCCGCUGCGGCUGAGGGUAGCCUGGCCGCAGCAGCGGCGGCGGCAGCAGCGGCCGCUGCCAGCAACGGCAAGGGUCCGUGGAGCUAUCCGGGCAUCGAUCUGAUGGCCACGGGGGCCUUCUGGCAGAACUAUUCCGAAUCUCUAGCCCAAGAGCUGGAAAUGGAGCGCAAAACGCGUGCCGCCAACGCCGAGCGGGAUGUCAAGAGUCCGCUCUCAGAGCGUCCGACGGCCUACUACAAGAACUCGGUGCUCUUCGGCAGUGCCAACUAAUCCCCGACCCAACCGAGUCCAGGCGAGGUAAGCGAAGCUCCGGGUGGCACGUGGCAAGGACGACAUACAUGAUCUCAGAGUGCAAUCCAGGCGGCGGCUGCUCUUGAGUGGGAGGUGGAGAUACAUUUGUAAAUAUCAAACCUAAGAGUAAUGAAGUAGAAAUUGAGAAUUUUGAACGUUGCAAACGUUGGAGCGGCCAUUUUGUAUAUAGAUCGUAUAUAGAGAACUUCCGCUUAGAUCAAAUAAUCCCCAGUUGUAUAUAGAAAGCAGAUACGAAAGACUUUUGAUGUUCGGAAAGCAUUUGAAGUUGGCAUAGACCUAGCAUUUAGCAUCCCCCCCCCAUCCUUCAGAACGCCCCCCCGAAAAACAGAAGGAAUACCAUUUUUAGCAUUGCUUAUAAACACACUACGAUAUAGCUUCAAUUUGAGUAUGAUUAUAUACCACAUGUAAUUGCAUAUAUAUGUAUGUAUAUGUAUGUAUGUAUGUGUCUGUGUAUGUGAAACCUAAAGAUACAAUAUACUUAGAUAUGGUACAUUUUACGAGCCGCUUUUUAGUGUUUUAAAUGAUUUAAUUUACGACGUACGAGUACAUUUUUUAAAGCUAAGAUUUUAAUUUAUUCACUAGCCUAGCGCAGAAGUGCAUUAAGCCCGUAAUAAGUACUAAAAAAAGGAUAGCGUCUAAUACAAAAUUAACUUCAAGUAUUUCACUUGC